This is a messenger RNA of Girardinichthys multiradiatus, 6639 nucleotides long. RefSeq names its product endothelial PAS domain protein 1b (gene epas1b). The record is from RefSeq and is a predicted model, not a curated record. Gene Ontology annotation, molecular function: protein dimerization activity; RNA polymerase II transcription regulatory region sequence-specific DNA binding; DNA-binding transcription factor activity, RNA polymerase II-specific. The transcript is spliced from 16 exons. NCBI's taxonomy places the organism in Eukaryota, Metazoa, Chordata, Actinopteri, Cyprinodontiformes, Goodeidae. The coding region runs from base 410 to 3043 and encodes 877 amino acids. Gene Ontology annotation, biological process: regulation of transcription by RNA polymerase II; cellular response to hypoxia.
CCGUACCAGCUGACACUCAGGUCAGAGACCGGGCAGCCUGCGGAGGGACUCCUCGUAUCAGAAAGCGAGGAAAAGUUUUGACAAGCGGACCUGCGGGCGUAUUUCUGGCGACGGUAGCUCAGCUCACGUCUAGCCUGUGUGGAUUGCUUCCCUCCGCGGGUGAGAGGCUGUACGAUCCUCGGCAGUGUUCUGAGACCCUACGGCCCCGAACCCCCUCCAUCACCCCCCAGCCUGGAUUCACGGACCAAACCGAGCGGUUCUCUGCUUCAUGGCAUGAUCCGGCACCUGGCUCCUUCUGACCUGCGCACUUGGGUCUAAAACCGGCACUUAUUAUUAAUAUUUUAUUUUAUUUUUUGCAUUUUUCACAAAAAACAAACUUCUGUUGACUCAAAAGUUGGACUUAACUCAGAUGGUCGGAGUUGCAACACUUCAACUAAGAUUAACUGAAAACAUGACGGCCGAUAAGGAGAAAAAGAGGAGCAGUUCAGAGCGGCGUAAGGAGAAGUCACGGGAUGCAGCGCGCUGUCGACGCAGCAAAGAGACGGAGGUGUUCUACGAGCUGGCGCACCAGCUGCCUCUGGCCCACAGCGUCAGCGGCCACCUGGACAAGGCCUCCAUCAUGAGGCUCGCCAUCAGCUUCCUGCGCACACACAAGCUGCUCGCAACAAGCUGUGGCAGCUGCAACGGCGGAGAGGAUGGACUCAUGGACAAUCUGUACCUGAAGUCUCUGGAGGGCUUCAUCACCGUGGUAACAGCGGACGGCGACAUGAUCUUCCUGUCUGAGAACAUCAACAAAUUCAUGGGCCUAACGCAGGUGGAGCUCACAGGUCACAGCAUCUUUGACUUUACCCACCCAUGUGACCAUGAGGACAUCAGAGAAAACCUCAGCCUGAAGUCAGCAGGGAGCUUCCGUAAAAAAGGCAAAGAACUGAGCACAGAGCGAGACUUCUUCAUGAGGAUGAAAUGCACUGUGACCAACAGAGGACGCACUGUCAACCUCAAGUCAGCAAGCUGGAAGGUGCUCCACUGCACCGGCCACCUGAAGAUCUACGACGGCUGCCCGUCACGGGUUCUCUGUGGAUAUAAGGAGCCUCCGCUCACCUGCGCGAUCCUGAUGUGCGAACCCAUCCCGCACCCAUCCAACAUCGACGCACCGCUGGACAGCAGGACUUUCCUGAGCCGACACAGCAUGGACAUGAAGUUCACCUACUGUGACGACAAGGUGACAGAGUUAAUAGGGUACACCCCCGAGGACCUGCUGGGUCGAUCAGUCUACGAGUUCUACCACGCCCUGGACUCAGACAGCGUCACCAAGAGCCAUCACAACUUGUGCACCAAGGGUCAGGCAGUGAGCAGCAAGUAUCGCAUGCUGUCGAAGAACGGAGGCUACGUCUGGGUGGAGACUCAGGGAACCGUGAUUUACAACAGCCGCAACUCUCAGCCACAGUGCAUUGUGUGCAUCAACUACGUGCUGAGUGAUGUGGAGGAGAAGUCAGUGAUUUUCUCCUUGGAACAGACGGAGGCGCUGUUCAAGCCGCCACACAUGAGCACCUUCUUCACAGCUGAAGGAGCAGGCAUGACUACAGCUUCUCUCUUCACCACGUUCAAGGAAGAGCCAGACGACUUGGCUCAGCUGGCUCCAACACAUGGAGACACCAUCAUUUCCCUCGACUUUGGUCACCCUGAGUUUGAGGAGUCCCAGCAGCCAGCACCAUUCACCCCGGUGUCUUCUUCAUCAAUGCCCCCUCCUGGACCUUCAUCUUGGACAAGCGAGAACCAAAAGCCAGCUCCUGCUGCUACAGCCCAGACCCCAGCUUCAGUGUCAGGGGACAUACCUAACAGAGCCAGUGCCUUCAGCGUGCAGCAGAAACCUCCGCCAGGCAGCGCCACACCAAGCCUCAGCAGCUGCUCCACGCCCAGCAGCCCAGGUGAUUACUACAGCUCAGUGGAGAGUGACCUGAGGUUAGAGCUUACUGAGAAGCUGUUUGCUCUGGAGACCGAGGGAAAUGACAGCUCUGCACACAGAGAGGAGGACUUGAGUGACUUGGAUUUGGAGACUUUGGCUCCUUACAUCCCGAUGGAUGGAGAAGACUUCCAGCUGAAUCCAAUCAUUCUAGAGUCAGAUCCCAUGGAGGGGGCUCAAGCAGGAUCCAUGGGGAGCAUCAGCAGCCUAAACAGCCAUCAGAACUGCAACAAUGUCGCCAGCCUCUUCCAGCCUCUGGCCCCUCCUCUUCAGCCUCACAAUUGCUAUCAACCACAACCACAAGCGUCCUGGGCCACUGGUGAGAGGAGAGGCUCCAACCCGGACUCUGUGGACUCUCGACAGAGGUCAUGCAUGAUGAGCCCUAUACAGAAUCACUCUUUCCGAGGCCCAGCCAGCACACCUCUGUCUUCCAUGCAGUGGCCUCCAGACCCAAUAAUAACCUACCAACAACACCGGGCGCCAAAGGCCUGUCUGAUGGACAGUCUGUCAGGCGAAGAGCGCCCAUCAUGCCAGCAGAACAUAUCACAUCUAAUGCACAAACAGAGGUCCCUUGACAAUUUUGUGCAAGCCUACAAAGAUGUGAAUCCCACAAGAGUGGCCAUGAAUAACAGCAUCAAGCGUUCCUUCAACCAGAUGGCUCUGGGCGAAAGGAAACUGACAGACAUCAUAUGGAAGAAGAUGAGAGGUGAUGGAUGCAUGGAUCGCUCCCUUAGCGCAGGAUCACUCACAGAGACGAGAUUGAUGGGGCGGAUGAUUCCAGGCAACGGACCCCUGUUUCCCAGCUCACUACAACACAGGACAUCUCAGUAUCCAGUGGAGGGGAUAAGGGGCCCAAAUGAAAAACCCUUUUCCAGACAAAGCUGCAGCUACACAGUGUGUAACCUGUUGCCUUCUAACAAGACAGAAGGCAUAGCGAGUUGGUUACUGGGCCCUUCAUUUGAGCCUUCCUGCUUGCCAGAGCUGACCCGUUAUGACUGUGAGGUCAACGUCCCGCUGCAGGGCAACCUCCACCUCCUCCAGGGCUGUGACCUGCUGCAAGCCCUGGACCAGAGCACCUAAAGCCCCCCUCCUCCCUCCCCCGAUUCAAACCCCAUUAUAAGCCUGGACUUUAGGCCUGGGCCUCAGCCUACAGCCCGUGACUAAGUCUUUUUUUUUGCCUUUGUACCUCUGAGCCGUCUGAGAGCCCCGAGACUAGGCUACUUGUAGAGCACAGUAUUCUUGGCCCCAUCCUGUCUUACUCAUCCCCUUCUUCCCGUCCUGCCUGUAGUUUUCAGCAUAAACUAAAUAUGCAGUAUGAUACCAGGCUCAAGCUACAUUCACCCUUUUUUACCCCCAAAUUCUGCAGCUUAAAUCAGAUGCAAGCUGAGUGAAAGAGUGACCCUGCUUGAGAAGACCAACCUACACCGUAUGAGAUUAAAUGGGUCACUGGGGGGAGAAAAAAAGGUCAAUGCUGGGUAUUUAACAGAUUAUAUAAUGUUACUCUCACUUGUGUUGUGUAUGAAAGAGUUCUGACGGCAUGUUGGGAAUUACAGAUUGGGUUGCAUAUAAAAAGGCUCUGCCAAAGCAUUUCCAGCUGCACAGCCCGACUAGCAGCUUACUCCCACUGAAGCUGUGCGGUCUUUGCAGCUUCAGUCUCAGCCCUGCCUUCUCUCCAUCACCUGAACCAUGUAGCUUUGAGGAGAAUAUGUACUACCUACACAUUAGUAGAGACACUGUGCUCUUACUUUUUUUUUUGUUGACCAACUUGAGCCUUUUUCUACAUGCAAACAGACACUCAUUAUCUUGCUUCUUCUUGCCUGAAUCUGUUCGAGCAGUCACUGUAACACGAACUGGUCACAGCCUUAAAUCUCAAUAAAAUCUAUUUUAUAUUUUUACUUUAGUCUUCAUCAGUCUGUACUGACACAAUUCCUUCUACUUGUAUUAACCAAAUUGAUUAUCCUAAUUCAAUUGAUGCAACACUGUAUUAAGACUGCCUUCUUGUGGAUUUUCUGUUCUUACUCAGCCAGCUAGAUUCUUAUUUAUGUAUUUCUUUCACAUAUCAGUAUAACACAUACAUGUACUCCUGUGUAAGUUAAAUAUUAUACAUUUUAUCUUAAAUCUGAUUAUUUUGAAUGUGUCUGUGUUAAUAUAGAGUAACAUCUUGUGUGGCGACAGGGUAUUUUUCUUAUUGUGCUGUUUAUUCACCAAACUUACAGCUUGCACAGAAGAAUUUGACUUGCACGUGCUCAUAUGGGACAGAAAAGCAUAAAAAGAAGUGGUGUGCACAGAUGACCAGGGGAGAGAAUUCAAAAUGGGUGCUGGUUGUGCGUACAUACAGAUAUGUGAUUAUAUUUAAUGGUUUAAGUAAAGAAAUUCAUAUGAUUUCAGAGUCAUUAAAGAUUUUCUGCAGUUACAAACAGCUAUUAGCAGAGAUGCAUCGAACAGAGAUUUGUUCCCGAUUACCAUUGUCUAAUUUUUUUAUGCUUUGACCUGGCGACACUGAUUAGGUAGCAGAAGCAAUAUCACAAAACCAAGUUUUACUUUAUUAAAUCUAAGACAAAAUGAUGAAGCUGCCUCUGGCAUCUUGUAUUAGCGAUUAGCACAGCUAGAUUUACUAAAACAUCAGUCCCCGAGUAUAUUGGCUCAGGUUUUCCAAAAAGGCUGGCAAAAGUUUCUAAUCCACCAUGUACCUUUACAGACAGAGGUUGAACGUUCAAAAGAAUAAAGCAGAACUUCUUUCUGUUAUCUGCUGAAAUUGCCACCAGGUUUUUUCCUGAAAAGACCCGAAGCUGCUAAAUUCGGGCGCUCUGUUGUAGCAGCUAAAAUGAACAGUCGACAUGCUUCUGUAGAAAAUACAGUUUUCUCUCAAGGAGCUUCUUACAUCACUGCGCUUCCUCUGACUCUGUUUUUGAGCACUUCACCGAUAAUGAAAAUAGCUAACUUUAUUUAGUAACAACUUUUACAGCGGUUGCAGGGGUUAGCGCUAACUGUUAUCCCAAUGGUAUGCUUACUGAUCUCAUAAAGACCCUUUUGUUCUUUUUCCAGCUAGCUGUUCACCAGUCGGUGUCGAUCAAGCUAAGAAUGUUUAAUACCUGGUCAUCAGCUGAUUUCUUGGUGCAUCUCUUGCUAUUAGUUUUCAUUUUAAGACUGACCUAAUUGAAUACUUCUAAAUUACUUGACUGAAAAAACCUGCAGAUAAUCAUCAUUUUAACCCAAAAAUUUAAAAGAAUUUUAAAUUUAAAAAAUAUGAAAGAUUAGUUUCAGGUAAAUGUAGUUUUUGGGGGUUUUUUGUUGCUUUUUUAGCUUUAAAAUGUUACAUAAACUGGCCUAUUAUCACAGCUUGAUGCUUUGUUUUUCAUUAGGUUUAGUCCAAAAGCCAAAGAUUUACUUUACAACCGCAUAGCAGAGAGAGACAUGAAAGAAGUACUAGAGAUGCAGUAUUUUGCGCAAGUUUUUGUUGCACAAUCAAAAGUGAAAUGAAUUGAAAUCAUGACCUGGAAUGAAAGAAAAGGCAGUUUGCAGCAAUGGAAAGGGUAUAAAUGAAAGGAACGUGAGACUGGAAGCGAAUUUAAGGGUAUUUCCGACAAUCACGGGUAACUCAGGUUAAUCAGAGGGCGUUUGGAGGGAUUAAAAGGGCAUUUUGGCCAAUCAAGAGGGCACUUUAACCAUGUAGACACAUUAGAGGGUUUUAUGGGUUUGGUAGUGACUAAGAAAGCAGCUACUUGUGUAAGUCUUGUAACCUUAGUUGGCCCUUUAGAGCACGAAGGUCAGCCCCAUGACUCCUGUGCUCACCAUUGCACAUACCAGACACAGGAAGAUCAGGCGACAGCAGAAAGUCACAGAUUUUUCACUCUGAAUGGAAGUUUGUAAAAAGCAGAGACCACAGUCUCUGUGAAAGCAAAGUUUAGAUAUUUUACAGUUAUUGGACAAGGCCAGUUUAUUUUUUCUCACACCAGAGUGGCUGCCAACACCAGAGAGCUUUGUUACAGAAUAUUAUUAGCUAGAAAUUAGUUUUCACCCCAGUGAUGUCAUUAUGCCUUAAGUGAAAGAUGAUUCUCACCUUUUUCAUGUAUUUUUCUUCAUCUUACUGUCCAUUCCGAGGUUAAUGUCUUUGUGUGGUGACCACUUUUAAACUAUAGAUCUUUGUACACACACACGUUAUGUAUUCAAAAACAGAAAACAGAACUGAUGUUGAACAUAGUGUUUUUAGCGUUUAAUGUGUCCUGGUACUUACCCUCAGACACCCCUCCUUCCAUAGAUGCUGUUUAGGUAAGAACUUUUGCUGUGCCGUUUCCUCUCGUCCUGUUUUCGUGUCGUGGUAUUGGUCCCCCCCCUCCAUUUUCUUUUUUAUCUUUUACGCUAAAAUAUAUGUUGAAUCUGUUGGCUGGCCAGUACUGUUGAUGUUCAUACUUUUACAUGAAAAAAGAAAGAUCAGAGUAAAAAAAGUAAACAUGAGUUUUCUAAGUUUCACUUUACAGAUAUGUAGCAUCUUAAUUAUUGUAAGGAAGGUGAAGUUGCCGCAUAAUCGCAUAGUUUUCAAGUUGCAUAUAUAAAAGCAAUUGGGCUUCAUAGACCAUGUAUGUGUCAUUUUUAGAACUUUUAUUAUAUGUCUUGGAUCCACUAACACUGUAUUUUUUUGAUGUUCUCUGCUUUAUGUUUUUUUUUUUUUUUUUUUU